AUUACAAGGAAUACUUCUCUCGAUUAAAGUACAAAACAGAAAAUAACAGAAAUUUUUAUGGUAAUAAGAAGAUAAAACACCUAAUUAUAUCCCAAAUCUAGUGUUACACAACAACUUAUAAGUACUUGCAUAGUUCAAAGUUUGGCGGCUAUGUUGGAAUUUUUAUUAUAUUACCUUCAAUUUACUGUAGCAUUGUGAUUUUAACAUAGGAAAUUUAGUUAAUAUUGUUCAUUGUACUUCAACAUAUGUGUAUCUAAUAAUUGUUUUACAUUUUCUCUUAACCAAUACUUUCUAUUUAUUGUUCUCAGUUUGACACUACAGACUGUGUACUUAAUCUUCCUUUACCAGAGUGUUGGGUGGUAAGGCAAUUUUGUUUCAACACCUUCUUGAAGCUUUUACUUAUCAGUAUUUUAUGUUCCUGUAGACAAGGUCAAGGAUGAUUGAGUUGGUAUCAAAAGGUUUGGCUACAUUAGAGAUGUUACGACGGCAGCCGCUGCUAGAGAAGCUUUAGAGGGGCAUUGCAUAUAUGAUGGUGGCUAUUGUAAGCUUCAUCUAUCAUACUCUCGUCAUACUGAUCUCAAUGUAAAGGUAUAAAAAUGUGUUUUUGGGUAAAUGUUAAUGAGGGAAAAAAAUUUAAGAGAUAUUCUUAGAAGCAAUGUGGGCACUUUCUUGAUCGGAAACAGAUUUGAUACAUAGAUGUAUGCUUCUUGACACUUGAUUUACCUUUUAUGGUAAUUUGUUUAUGACAAUUGAAUGAAACUGAGUCUAAUUUUACUGUAAUAUGUUUUGGUAAGUUGCAGUACCACAAGUUCCUGUAACAUCUUGGCAAAAUCCUCAGUUCCCCUGGUUUUCAGACUCAAGUUCCUGGAGGACAAGGGCCAUCAUGGGAUCUAACUUAGCAUGCACUUAUACCGGGUUAUGUACCUGUUCCCGGUGCUUAUCCUGUUCAAAAUGGUGCAUAUCCUACUAUGCCCGCCUACGCGUCCGCAGCUAUGCCUACCGCUUCCUCGCCUCUUGCUCAAAGCAGCCAUCCCGGGGUUCCACACAAUGUAAAUUUACAGCCUAGUGGUGGUUCAACUUCCGGUCCUGGUUCCUCGCCUCACAUGCAAACCAACUUUGGUGCUCAAGGAUUGGUUCGGCCUGGGGUGCAGCCAAAUGCGAGACCUGGUGGUGAUUCACCUUCAGCAGUUACUGAAUUGGGCAAUGGAAAGCCAAAGUUCUAUUCUACUCGUGAUAAUCUCUUUUUGCAUAAAAUGGCGAUUACCAACAAAUCACGUGUGGUUGUUCUCAACAAGAAAAUCAGCCUCUUCCUUCUUUGCUACCUAUGAUGCCUAAUGCGAGGAUGGUACUGCAACUUCUGUAUGCAGGGCUCUCGAUGAAAUAGCGGACGUAUCUAUACCAGGUAUGAAUGUUAAGUUAGCACUAUUUAUUUA
This is a messenger RNA of Trifolium pratense (red clover), 1433 nucleotides long. RefSeq lists its product as uncharacterized. Bases 969 to 1328 code for a protein of 119 amino acids. The transcript is spliced from 4 exons. Lineage: Eukaryota; Viridiplantae; Streptophyta; Magnoliopsida; Fabales; Fabaceae. The record is from RefSeq and is a predicted model, not a curated record.